CAUGAGAUAAUUCUAAUGAAACCAGAUUGUAUAAAUUUUGUCCUAAACUGAAUUUCAGUGUAUUGUGAAACUGUAGGUAUUUCAGGUUAUGUCAAAAAGUCUGAAUUUCUUAAUAUAGAUAUCUAAUGAUGAUUUCUGUUUGUUUGGCUUCUUUUUUUUUUGUAAGUCAUUUCAUUUUCCCUUGACUCAAUACUUGUUUGGCUUUCAAAAAAAAAAGCUAAUAUUCAAAUGACUAAAAACAAAUUCCCCAAUUUAUGGAAUAUAUUCAACAUAUAAAGGAUCCGAUUUUAAAAGUCAAUUGUAUGAAGAAUUCAUCUGUGCAACAUCAGAAAAAUGAAGCAAGUCAAUAAAAAAGAUGUCUGAAAUUAUUCUUUCCUUUUUCAGAAUCCAUCUGAGAAAAUGCUGCUACCAAAAGCCUUUCUGCUGCUCAUGUCCUUGAACUUGGUUCAUGGAAGGUUUUAUGAUGAGCGAUACCAAACACCCACUGGCAUAAAAGGCCCACCAUCCAAUACCAAGACCCAGUUUUUCAUCCCCUAUAGCAUAAAGAGGAAUGGUAUAGCAGUAAGAGGCGAGCAAGGUGUUCCUGGCCCACCAGGCCCCGCUGGACCUCGAGGACACCCUGGUCCCUCUGGACCACCAGGAAAACCAGGUUACGGAAGUCCUGGACUCCAAGGAGAGCCAGGAUUGCCAGGACCACCAGGAUUAUCAGCUACUGGGAAGCCAGGUUUACCAGGGCUCCAAGGAAAGCCAGGAGAGAGAGGGCCAUAUGGACCAAAAGGAGAUAUUGGACCGGCUGGCUUACCAGGACCUCGGGGCCCACCAGGACCACCUGGAAUCCCCGGCCCAGCUGGAAUUUCUGUGUCAGGAAAACCUGGACAACAGGGACCUACAGGUGCCCCAGGACCUAGGGGCUUUCCUGGAGAAAAGGGAGCAGCAGGAGCUCCUGGAGUGAAUGGACAGAAAGGAGAAGCAGGAUAUGGCACUCCUGGGCGACCAGGUGAAAGGGGACUUCCAGGCCCUCAGGGUCCCAUGGGACCACCUGGCCCUCCUGGUGUGGGCAAAAGAGGUGAGAAUGGGCUUCCAGGACAGCCAGGCAUCAAAGGGGAUCGGGGUUUUCCAGGAGAGAGAGGAGCAAGUGGCCCACCAGGUCCGCAAGGUCCUCCUGGGGAACGAGGACGAGAGGGCAUUGGAAAGCCAGGUGCUGCUGGACUUCCAGGCCAGCCAGGGAUUCCAGGGACAAAAGGCCACCCUGGGAUUCCAGGAGCUGAUGGGCAGCCUGGGCCUCCUGGCUUUGGGAAGCCAGGUUUACCUGGCAUGAAGGGACCAAGAGGACCUGCUGGUCUCCCAGGGGGUCCAGGGGCCAAAGGAGAACAAGGGCCAGCAGGUCAUCCAGGGGAGCCAGGGCUGACUGGACCUCCUGGCAAUAUGGGACCCCAAGGACCAAAAGGCAUCCCAGGCAACCAUGGCCUUCCAGGCCCUAAAGGUGAGACAGGGCCAGUUGGGUUGGCAGGACCCCCUGGGGCUAGAGGAUCAAGGGGUCCCCCUGGGUUGGAUGGAAAACAAGGAUACCCAGGAGAACCAGGCCUCAAUGGUCCUAAGGGUAACCCGGGGUUACCAGGUCCAAAAGGUGACCCUGGAGUGGGAGGACCUCCUGGUCUUCCAGGCCCUAUAGGUGCAACAGGACCUAAGGGGGUACCUGGACACAAUGGAGAAGCUGGUCCAAGAGGUUCUACUGGUAUGCCAGGCACCAGGGGUCCCAUUGGGCCCCCUGGUAUCCCAGGAUUCCCUGGGUCUAAAGGUGAUCCUGGAAACCCAGGUCCCCCUGGCCCAGCUGGCAUAGCAACUAAAGGUCUCAAUGGACCCACAGGGCUACCAGGGCCUCCGGGUCCAAGAGGCCACAAUGGAGAGCCAGGUCUUCCGGGGCCUCCAGGUCCCCCAGGUCCACCAGGCCAAGCAGCCAUGCCUGAGGGCUUCAUAAAGGCAGGGCAAAGGCCCAGUCUUUCUGGGAUGCCUCUUGUCAGUGCCAACCAGGGAGUAACAGGAAUGCCUGUGUCAGCUUUUACUGUUAUUCUCUCCAAAGCUUACCCAGCAAUUGGUGCUCCCAUCCCAUUUGAUAAGAUUUUAUAUAACAGGCAACAGCAUUAUGACCCAAGAACUGGAAUCUUUACCUGCAGAAUCCCAGGAAUAUACUACUUCUCCUACCACAUUCAUGUCAAAGGCACUCAUGCUUGGGUAGGCCUGUAUAAGAAUGGCACUCCAGUAAUGUACACCUAUGAUGAGUAUUCCAAAGGCUACCUAGAUCAGGCUUCCGGCAGCGCCAUCAUUGAUCUCACAGAAAAUGACCAGGUGUGGCUCCAGCUGCCCAAUGCUGAGUCAAACGGCCUGUAUUCCUCAGAGUAUGUCCACUCCUCCUUCUCAGGAUUCCUUGUGGCUCCCAUGUGAGCACAUUUCCACAGAGCUGAUCUAAACUCCUGCUUGAAAAGGUGUUCUCCAACCCCAUCCCUCCCACAAGAUACAUACGGAGGUAAGCUGAAAAUAAUGUGAGUGGUAUUCAUGUUCCCAAACACAGAACUUCCAAACCAAAAAAGAUUUCCCCCAUACAAAUGAGCAGCAAUAGUAAAUCCAUGAAGGCCCUCAUGAGUUUCCAGUCAGUUGUCCUAAGAAGGCCUUUGGGGGAUUUUCUGGAGCAUAUUCAAUAUUGUAAAGUGUUCACUGUGAAAGUCCUGAUAGGUUAAAACAAAUGAUCACAAAACAGAAAUAGGCUUUUAAGUAAGGUUGAGUUCAGAAACUCAGCAUUCCCUCUUAAAAUAAGCCUGUUUCUAAUGAUUAAUAUGACAACUUCUUGGAAACAUUCAGGAGGUAUCACAUAACUUUAUAGAACUUAACUACUUGAAUACUCAAAUUUAAAAGACACUGUACACCCUAGGCUAUUUCUGAUGGUGCAAUAAGGCUUACUUGGCCCUUUUCAUCAAGAGUGAUUCAAAUACAUAGGUGCAUAUAUACUUUCUAAACCUCUCAUAAGAAGCCAAAAUAUUGUGCAAAAACUAGUCUAAAAUGCAAGGUGCUUCAGUCAUGAACCUUUUUAAACCUAUCAUUACAGAAAGUCGUUCAAUAUACCUGGCACAAUUGGGAAAAGAGGUGUCUGACCUAGUCUUUAUUUAUUUAACACAAGUGUGAUUAAUUUGUUGUAAUUCCUUACUGAAUCUUGGAAAUACAAUUUCAUGGGUUUUUAGAACAUGGUGCGUAUGUACCUUGUGCCUCCUUGUCCCGCAAAUUAGAAUUAACAUCAAGGGUUUCAAUAUCUGACCAGAAAUGAAAAUACAUUAUUUAUUUAUGCUCUGUACUGUAUUUUUAUAUUAGUUUAAAAUGUUUAAGCUGUGCCUUACUUAUUAAAGCAUGAAAUGAUUAAUAUACUCAUUCUCAAGCAAUAAAACAACAUCAAUCACUUUUGAUCUGCACUUUCCUCAAAAGCAGCCAUUUGCUAUUUUCAACCAUACUUUUAAAAAAGUCUUUCCAUUGUAUAAAUUAAUGAAGUAGAAAUGGUGAAUUUGUGGGUGGCUUUUACAGUGUCAUAGGUAUGUCUCUUUAUUGGGGAAGGAUGCCACACACACCCAGCACUCAGUAUAGACAGUGAAGUACCCACAAAACCCCAUGUAAACCAGGAGGCAGAGGUAGGACUAAUGAGUGGAUAUAGAAAAGUGAGAAAAUCAACUCAAAGCACUGGUUUUCUAUGGGAGAGAGAACAGCAAGUGUCACAAAAAUAUACAAUUUGAGCAAGUAUUCUUCAAUUGUUUAUUGCCUCAGCAAUAAAUGGCACUUUAGUCACAGUAUUUAAAUUUGUUUUGAUAAGUUGAUUUACAUUAAGAAUGCACACUGUGUUCAUUUUUGUUUUUUCUUUAAACAGUACUGGAGUUUGAACUCAGGGCCCUCAUUCUUCCUGGGCAGGUAUUCUACCCCUGAGCCAUUCCCCUGCCUAUCUUCUUCCUUUAGUUAUUUCUCAGGUAGACGCUCACUGUUUUGCUUAUAGCCAGUCUCAGACUGUAAUUCUUCCAUCUCUGGCCAUCUGCAUAGCUGGAUGCACAGUCGAGCAUACUGACUGAAAGGGAGUCACAAACUUUUUUCCCAGGCUAGCCUCAAAUCAUGAUCCUCCCAAUCUCUGCCUUCUGGGUAACUGAGAUUACAGGUGUAAGCCACCAUGCCAG
Perognathus longimembris pacificus (Pacific pocket mouse) is the source of this 4202-nucleotide messenger RNA. RefSeq names its product collagen type X alpha 1 chain (gene Col10a1). The record is from RefSeq and is a predicted model, not a curated record. The coding region runs from base 400 to 2442 and encodes 680 amino acids. Gene Ontology annotation, molecular function: protein binding. The transcript is spliced from 2 exons. NCBI's taxonomy places the organism in Eukaryota, Metazoa, Chordata, Mammalia, Rodentia, Heteromyidae.